Drosophila ficusphila is the source of this 656-nucleotide messenger RNA. RefSeq lists its product as uncharacterized. The record is from RefSeq and is a predicted model, not a curated record. The transcript has 4 exons. NCBI's taxonomy places the organism in Eukaryota, Metazoa, Arthropoda, Insecta, Diptera, Drosophilidae. Bases 158 to 577 code for a protein of 139 amino acids.
CCACACCCAAAACAACAGCGUAACAGCUGAUUGCCAGUCUUAUUCCAACGGACUCUUUUACAAAAUCAGGAAAAUUGAAUGUCUAGCCAAUGAGGACUAUUUUAAUAAUGUGUCUUGUGUUUUAAAACCAAUAAGCUGGACCCGAUCAGUAUUAAACAUGGAUUGCGAUAUUAAGGACAUACUACCUGAUAUUAAAAUGGCGGUAGAUGUUUUCUACAAGGAUUCAACAAACCUUUACAAGCCAUUUGCUGUAAAAUUUCAAUUUGACAUAUGCAAACUGUUAAACACAAAAUCACAGCGAAAUUUUAUUGAAGAAUACGCCUUGAAACAUCUGUAUACCUUAACCAACGUGAACCAUAGUUGUCCCUAUAAGGGUCACCUGUUUGCACGUGACUUUUUUUUGGAUGAGGUGUCAUUGCCUCCUCUUCCUCUUCAGGAUUACAAAAUUGGAUUUAAUUUUUCAGGUCUUAAGCCGAAAAAACGCUUAGGAGAGGUAUUUAUCUACUUCGAAGUGCUGGAGGAUUACUACAAGAACAGAAGAACUAAGCCACGGCCAAAAACGAUUGUUUUUGUUUAAAAUACAUUAUUCAUUAUAAGUUAACUAUAGUUUUAACUACAAAAAUAAUUUUAUUUGUACAACUUUAUUUUAUUUUUAA